Messenger RNA from Exserohilum turcica Et28A, 834 nucleotides. RefSeq lists its product as uncharacterized. Gene Ontology annotation, biological process: transmembrane transport. Bases 1 to 834 code for a protein of 277 amino acids. Gene Ontology annotation, molecular function: water channel activity. The record is from RefSeq and is a predicted model, not a curated record. NCBI's taxonomy places the organism in Eukaryota, Fungi, Ascomycota, Dothideomycetes, Pleosporales, Pleosporaceae. Gene Ontology annotation, cellular component: plasma membrane. The transcript is spliced from 3 exons.
AUGCGGGACAAGCCGUCGGAUGAAAAAUCCAAACCCUCCAUCCUCCCCUUCCACACCAUCACCACUUCGUCCCUCAAAGCCCCAUCCACCGACGAGUCGACAACGCCUCGCACCACGACGUUCCGCACCGAAAUCGCAGCCUUCAUCGGCGAACUCAUUGGCACCUUCAUGUUCCUCUUCAUGGCCUUUACCGCCGCCCAGAUUGCCGUAAACUCCACGUCCAGCAGCAGCAGCAACAGCAAUAGCAGUGGUUUGAAAGCGGGAGCGACACCACCGCCCGACCUACUCAAAUUACUCUACAUCUCGCUUGCAUUCAGCAUGUCGCUUGCGGUCAACGUGGCGAUUUUCGCAGACAUUAGCGGUGCGAAAUUUGUAACAACGGCGCUAGUGCUCACGCGAAAAAUCCACUGGCACCGCGCACUGCACACGAUCCUCGCACAGCUCGUGGCGGCCGCCACCGCCGCCGCCCUCGUCUCCACACUGAUCCCCACGCCGCUGACCAUCGACACGACCAUCUCGCCCAGCACCUCCAUCGGACAAGCCGUGCUGCUCGAAACCUUUGCAACCUUCCAACUCAUCCUGACCAUCCUCAUGCUGGAAGGCAGCAGCGCGAAACCAAUGUACAUUGGCCUUGCGCUGUUUAUUACGCAGAUUAGCACCGUCUUCUUCUCCGGCGGCAGUUUGAAUCCAGCAAGGAGCUUUGGCCCCGCAGUGCUAAAUGGGUUUUUGGAGUACCAUUGGGUCUACUGGGUCGGACCGUUGCUGGGCGCGGGACUCGCGAGCGGCGUGUACUGGGUCAUUGGGUUUGUGAGGAGGGAGGCCGACGCGUUCUGA